CACGACGUUGCCAGCACAUGGAAUCAUGGACGGACGAUAUCACCAUUCGCCCUCAAAGUCUCCUGCGAAUCAGCACGAUAUCUUAGUUUUUGGAACCAGAAGAUGCCCUGCCCCGCUCGCACAUUCAAGAGCCACUCACCUCUCCGGAAAAUCAAAGCAGGGUCUCCUGUAGCUAGUUUCUCCCUCGACCAGAGGGUCACUCACCCUGGUGCCUAUAUAAACAACGAUCAGAUCUCGCACCAGUAUAGCAAGUAGUAACACACAGACAGUAGAUAAGAAUGGGUUUCAGUGAGGCACAGGAAGAGCUUGUCCUCCGUUCAUGGAAAGCCAUGAAGAACGACUCCGAGUCAAUCGCUCUUAAGUUCUUCCUCAGGAUCUUUGAGAUCGCGCCGGGCGCCAAGCAGAUGUUCUCCUUCCUGCGCGACGACGCCGGCGGCGACGCGCCCCUGGAGAACCACCCCAAGCUCAAGGCCCACGCCGUCACCGUCUUUAUCAUGGCUUGCGAGUCCGCGACGCAGCUGAGGAGCACCGGCGACGUGAAGGUGAGGGAGGCCACCCUGAAGCGGCUGGGCGCGACGCACGUCAAGGCGGGCGUCGCUGACGCGCACUUCGAGGUCGUCAAGACGGCGCUGCUGGACACCAUCAGGGACGCGGUCCCGGAAAUGUGGACGUCGGAGAUGAAGGCGGCGUGGGAGGAGGCCUACGACCAGCUCGCCGCCGCCAUCAAGGAGGAGAUGAAGAACGCCGCCGCCAGCACCACGGAGGAGGCGAAGGACGCCGCCGCCAACACCACGGAGGAGGCGAAAGACGCCGCCGUGGCGUGAUGGUUCCUAAAUGUUCCAAUGCUCGUCGCUAGCUACCGUGGCACGUACGCACACGCACCGCUGCGUGACUAAACGCGCGUUGAUAAUGAUGGGUGCUUUUGGACUGCUACUACUACUGUUGCAUUUUUUGUUUGUUAACCACGUCAUUGCGAUGAUGGAUAAAACGUUCAAAAAAAAGAGUGGAAUUUGACUGUUUUUUUUAUC
This is a messenger RNA of Sorghum bicolor (sorghum), 1028 nucleotides long. RefSeq names its product non-symbiotic hemoglobin 1-like. The coding region runs from base 279 to 824 and encodes 181 amino acids. The transcript is spliced from 4 exons. Gene Ontology annotation, molecular function: heme binding; oxygen binding. The record is from RefSeq and is a predicted model, not a curated record. NCBI's taxonomy places the organism in Eukaryota, Viridiplantae, Streptophyta, Magnoliopsida, Poales, Poaceae.